GGCGCCGCUCGCCCCUCUCCUGCGCGCGCCCGGGCGCACGGCGCACAUUCGCGGUCUCCGGCUCCCCCGGCUGGCGGUCGCCACCGAAUUUGGGGGCAUCUCCCAGCCGCUGCGUGGAGCCAGCCCCUCCAUCGCCCUAUCUGAGGGACCACAUGGCCACUGAAGCCUCCUGCCCGUGGACGGGCCGCCUGCCUCGCCUCCAGGUGAGAACCUGGAUCGAGCCCGUGGUGGCCUCUGCCCAGGUGGCGUCCUCGCUCUACGACGCGGGGCUGCUUCUGGUGGUGAAGGCGUCCUACCCAGCGGAGGGCGCCUCCAACCACAGCGCCCUCCCUUCGCCCCGGGGGGCUCAAGAGGACCAACAGCAGAGGGCCAUCUCCAACUUCUACAUCAUCUACCACCUCGUGGUGGGCCUGACGCCCCUGCUGCCCGCCUACGGGCUGGGCUGGCUCAGCGACCGCUACCACCGCAAGAUCCCCAUCUUUGUGUCCCUGCUGGGCUCCCUGCUCUCCUCCCUCGUACUGCUGCUCAAGGUGCUGCUGGAUUGGCCGGUGGAGGUGCUGUAUGCGGCGGCGGCGCUGCACGGGCUGUGCGGCGGCUUCUCGGCGUUCUGGUCCGGGGUCAUGGCCCUGGGGUCCCUUGGCUCCUCCAAGAGCCGCCGCUCCCUGCGCCUCAUCAUUAUCGACCUGAUCCUGGGCUUGUCAGGCUUCUGUGGGAGCAUGGUCUCGGGGCACCUCUUCAGGCCCAUAGCGGGGCACUCCUGGCAGGGCCUGGUGCUGGCCGCCUGCAGCACGGGCUGUGCGGCUUUGGCUGUGGUCUACAGCCUCUUGGUGCUGAAGGUCCCCCAGGCGGUGGCCAAGGCCGGCAAGACACUCCCCACUGUGGCCGUCCUGUCUGGUGUGGUUGGCACGUAUCGUUCUCUGGAUCCCGACCAGCAGGAGCAGAAGAGUGUGGAGAGUCAUCCUCCGUCUUACGGAAAAGCAAAGCCCCCCAAAACCAUUAUUGCCCUGCUCUUUGUGGGGGCCAUCUUAUAUGACCUGUCCGUGGUCGGGACAGUGAACGUGUUGCCACUUUUUGUGCUCAGGGAGCCUCUCAGUUGGAACCAAGUGCAGGUGGGCUACGGGUUGGCUUCUGGGUACGCCGUCUUCGUCACCAGCUUCCUGGGUGUCCUGGUCUUCUCCCGCUGCUUCCGGGAUACCACCAUGAUCAUGAUUGGGAUGGUCUCCUUCGGGUCCGGAGCCCUCCUCUUGGCUUUUGUGAAAGAGACAUACAUGUUCUACGUCGCUCGAGCCGUCAUGCUGUUUGCCAUCAUCCCCAUCACAACCAUCCGAUCAGCAAUGUCCAAACUCAUAAAGGAUUCUUCUUAUGGAAAGGUGUUCGUCAUACUGCAGCUGUCCCUGGCUAUGACCGGGGUGCUGACAUCCACAGUGUUCAACAAGAUCUAUCAGCUCACCUUGGAAAAGUUUGCCGGCACCUGCUUUGUUCUCUCCUCCUUUUUAUCCUUCGUGUCCAUCAUCCCCAUUGGCAUCGUGGCCUGUAAACAAGCUUCAUGGCUGGCAUACGGAGACAUCACAGAGAAAUGAAGGUGCUGAAAACAGGAGCUGAAAACCUCAGCCAAGGCCGCGUCCCUUGGAAGACACAGGGAGGGGCCUGGAGCCUCCCCCUGCCCAAGAACCCCGAAUUCCAGCCGAAGUCAGCCUGGGAACGACCUGCUCUGGCUCAUGGGUCCCUGGUGGGUGGGAAAAAGCACUUACCUGGUGAUGGAAGAACUUUCUCAGCUUUUAGACACCCCCGUCAGGCAGAGGUUUGGUUCUGGGUCAGCCAUACUUGGUGCCAUCCCAGCGGGUGCCAAGGAGUAGCCAGGUGGACAUCUGGUGGUGGGCUAGGGGUCCCAGCCAAGAACUCAAGCAAGAGCAUCACUUUCAACAGCCUUGGGGAAGGUGGAAGAAAUGCUUGGUAAGAACUGCCACCAUCCAGGAACAAGUCAGUAUUUUAAAAAUUAAAAUAAAACCUUGGAAAAAAGUUAGCUUUCCUUCCUGGGGCCUUGUUUGCUGUGAACAUUCAGGAAAGAACAUUCAGAGAGCAGACCCUUAGCCUCAGGGUAGUUUUUGGUUUUUGUUUUAAGAUGUAAAUAUCAAAAACUUCCUUUAAUGGAAUAUUAAAUUGAACACUUUCAGUCACAAUACUUCCUAACCGCUUAGUGGUGUGAAGGGAGAGGGGAGAUGCAAAGCCACUUUAUUUUGAGUUACUUAUUUCUAUGGACUAAUUUCUUACAUAUAUAAAAAAGCAGUUUUAUGUCCUAAUAAAACCAGCAUUCAUAGUA
Messenger RNA from Choloepus didactylus (southern two-toed sloth), 2320 nucleotides. RefSeq names its product solute carrier family 46 member 2 (gene SLC46A2). Gene Ontology annotation, biological process: transmembrane transport. The record is from RefSeq and is a predicted model, not a curated record. Gene Ontology annotation, molecular function: transmembrane transporter activity. The transcript has 4 exons. Gene Ontology annotation, cellular component: membrane. The coding region runs from base 153 to 1580 and encodes 475 amino acids. NCBI's taxonomy places the organism in Eukaryota, Metazoa, Chordata, Mammalia, Pilosa, Megalonychidae.